This is a messenger RNA of Aspergillus novofumigatus IBT 16806, 1114 nucleotides long. RefSeq lists its product as uncharacterized. Bases 329 to 973 code for a protein of 214 amino acids. The transcript has a single exon. NCBI's taxonomy places the organism in Eukaryota, Fungi, Ascomycota, Eurotiomycetes, Eurotiales, Aspergillaceae. The record is from RefSeq and is a predicted model, not a curated record.
UGUCGCGGCAUCAUGAUUGUGGAGUAACUUUUUCCUUCACCGACUUUUAGACCUGACAGCUUGUUGUACCAAGUGCUAACGGCUUUAUGUCUUCAAACAGGAGGUCGGACAGCUUGGAGCUCCAGCGUGAAGGUACAAGGUAGAGCAUAUUCUGCGCGGUACUGGUACGAUGGGAACUUCACCAUUAACGCCAAACACGACGCUGCAGAGGUAGCUCUCACGCUCCUGACCUACCAACAGCAACCUCAAGCUGGCAGCGAAGCUCUUCCCGGAAAGGUGUGGCCGUAGCAGGCCAGCAAAUACGGAAAUAUGGUUAUGAUACGAUGGGAUGGGAUUCAAUGGGCUCGACACAGUUGAGAACUGCUUUCAUUUCUCUGUCUGCUUUGCUUGGGCUGGACCGAUUACUUGUCUUUCUCCCCUCAUCCUUUUUUUUUCCCUUUUUUCCUUUGUGGCCCCUAUGGCCGCGUACGACGACUUGAUGCCCGACUCUUCGGGUUCCGCAGACGUUAUGUACAACAUUCUCGGCUGUCGACAUCCCUCUUUGUGCAAUAUCCUGCAACAAGCACUGGAACACAUCGAUGACUACGGUGCUGGAGUGGGUGGACAAUCGGAAAACGAACAUUCCCCGGUUGCCGCUCGCCGCAACUUCUUUCUACAGGACUACAGAACACCAGCACCUGCCAUAUUUGCUCGGCUCUUUUUGUUUUACACUCUCUAUUACAAGCGGCCCGGUUAUGCUCUUUUGUUCGACUUCUCGACCUUCUGUACAAUUCUCCUCUAUUUCCUUCCAGUUUCGCAAGGCACUCGCACAACCGAGACCUUGCUACGAUAUUAUGACGACAGAACAGUGACGGACAAUCCCGAUACUCGAAUUUGGUUUCAUUGCGUGCAUUUUGGAUUCUUGAUGUCAAACUCUUUGACCUUUUUGGCGAUCCCAGCGCCUGUGUAUGUUUCUUGUGACAGUCAUACCUAGACAGGUCCUGCCAUUUGCUCCUUGUGUACGCGGGUCUAGCCGAACUGGAUCCCACCGGUACCAAACCGGACAGAGAUUCCAAUUCUUGCUCGUGCGAAUCGACCAUCUAGGAAGAAUGGUCCCGUUUCUCUGCCACGUGCA